AUGGGUGUUUGCAUGUGUAGGGGCACGGGAGGUUAUGGUCAACCUGAUGGUUCAGGUGGUGAAUACUGGGGACCUGAACAAGGCCAUAAUGCUACUGUAGCAUGGUUAAAAAUGGGUGGUCGACGUAUCGAUACUUUGGACGAUUAUGCCUCACGGGAUGGUUAUUCACCAGUUGGUUGUCCUGAUCAUGCUGUAACACUCGGUUCUACAUGGAAUCCUAUUCCAGAUCUACGUAAACAUCCCAGUCUUAUUACAAUUGCAGAAAAGUAUAGCAAAACGCCUGCUCAGAUAGUACUUCGUUGGCAUUGGCAACAAGGGAUUGUGAUUAAUCCAUGUACUCGUGAUUCUACUCAUAUGAUGGAAAAUAUGUUCAUAUUUGAUUUUGUACUCGAUAAUCAAGAUAUGAUGACUCUUUCUUAUUUGAAUCAUCCAAUGAGCAAGGUGUGUGAUGAUCCAAGACUAAUUUUAUAA
Rotaria sp. Silwood1 is the source of this 471-nucleotide messenger RNA. NCBI's taxonomy places the organism in Eukaryota, Metazoa, Rotifera, Eurotatoria, Philodinida, Philodinidae. The record is from the annotation of a GenBank genome assembly.